This is a messenger RNA of Aspergillus sclerotioniger CBS 115572, 534 nucleotides long. RefSeq names its product EMC6 family protein. The record is from RefSeq and is a predicted model, not a curated record. The coding region runs from base 118 to 534 and encodes 138 amino acids. Gene Ontology annotation, biological process: protein folding in endoplasmic reticulum; autophagosome assembly. Gene Ontology annotation, cellular component: endoplasmic reticulum; EMC complex; membrane. NCBI's taxonomy places the organism in Eukaryota, Fungi, Ascomycota, Eurotiomycetes, Eurotiales, Aspergillaceae. The transcript has 2 exons.
UCAAUCAAUCACAUCCCAACUCAUCUCAUCCAUUUACCUCUCCCCAUUCAAACCAACCCAACACAAAGCCUCCAUCCUCAACAAACAACGAGAAAAGAAAGAGAAAAGACACCGAAAAUGCCACCCACCAAACAAGAACUCUCCCUCCUCAUCAACCCACUCGUCCCGGAAUCCGUCCAACACAACAAUAGGACCCUAACCUCCCUCCACUCCCUCACCUCCUUCCUCCUCGGUCUCACAGCCGGAAUCCUCUCCCUGCAAUCCACAACCGGCUUCCUGUUCUACCUCCUCGGCACAAUCCUCGUCUCGGGAUUAUUCCAUAUCCUUCUCCUCUACCGGUCUGGGGGCCUCGGCGCGGGAAUGUACUUCGCGGGCGCGAAUGGCGAGUUUCAAGGCGUGGAUGAGAAAGGUGUUGUUAGGGAUGGGAAGAUGUUGAGGAAGGGCGCUUGGAAGGAUGUUUGGUUUGGGGGCGGUGUUUUGGGAGAGGCGCUUUCGGGGUUUGUUUUGGGGUGGGCGGGUGUUGGGGGGUUUUGA